AUGGAUCUCAUAGAUCUUUAUCAUGCAUACGAUCACCAAGUAGCGUUCAACGACGGCGAUCUGCUGAAGCCAGUGGAAAAUGGUGUGAUAGACGUGCCAAAGGAGUCGCAGAAAAUGAAGAAACCUAGAUUUGUCCCAUGGGAACCGUACAAAGCCGCGCCUAGUGCCGAUAGGUUCGUUUCUGUAGGAAUGUGCUUGACGAGAAUUCCAACAAGCAUGCUGAGCGAAGAUUGUCAGUCUGAGCAGAUCUUAGCCCUAAAAAAGGAGUUGGGUGAAGUGAAAUCGCAGUUGGAACUGGAACGAAAGCUGAAUGCAGAGCUGAAGCGAUUGAUGGUGGCGACGAUAAGCGAUGAAUUGCAGGGACAAGUCCAAGCGCUCACCGAGGACAAAAUUCGAUUGGCUCACCGAGUGCAAGAAUUCUCUGAAAAGUUGACUCGUGAGGACGAAGAAGUAGAUCAUCUGAAAAUCGACCGUGAUGUGUGGAAGUCUAAGUUCCUUGCGCAGUCUAUACGAACUGAUGAAUUGACGUAUCGAGCUGAAGUGUUGAUUGGCAUGCUUCGUGAAGCGCAACGAAUAGUCAGAAGUGUCAGUAACUCUACCACAAAUACUGACGCGAAACGUUUUGCUAGUCUUGAUCUCAAAACGCUAAUUUCGCGAUCUCCAUGUGAAGAGCGAUUACAAAGGAAUGGACCGAAUUACGAAAAUGUGACCAUCGCCUGUUGUCCCAACUGUUCUGGACGUGAAAUACUGCUACUGUGAGAAUGUUUCUCAUUUAUGCUUCUCAGUCGUGGUAUUUUCUAUGUUUACGAUUAAUUGGCUUAUCUUUACGUAUCUAACAUAUUUAUACUAAACCUAUAUUUCUAAAGUCUUCACUUAGACAUGGGACGGGAUGGGGAGUUUUGAGGUAGAACAUCAUUUGCUGUAUUCCCUAAUGCUGUUAGGAGUGGUAUAUUUAGAGUAUCCUAGGUUUUUCAUUGUUUGUACAUAGGUCAUGUGUAAUAGGAACGGGUCUCUAUGGUUAGUGCAAGCAUUUACAUCCGUUUCAAAAACACUCAGUUUCUUAACCCUAACAUUUUUUCUAAUAUCAUACAAUAUCUUUACAAGUUGCUGGUUUUGAUUACAUUAACCGUCUUGUAACAAUUGUUUUUAUUCACAUCUGUGGUCUUUAGUCGGUCAUUUGCAAUAACCGGUAUUAACAAAGUAGGUUGAGUUGGAUAAUGUUACGACAAUAUAAAGCACUUUCAAUAUUUGUAGUUUUGCUUAUUCUCUGGCCUAUAGUUUUUUCACUAGUGACAUGCAAACAAGUCUUUGUUAGAACAUUGCUCCGAAACACUGUUGGUCUCAUUUAAACUGUGAUACGUUCAUAUUUCCCUAGCUCGACUCCUACUUUUCACUCUUUGUUCUAUUUCUUGUGUUUUCUCAAUGUUGUUCGCGCGGUUGUGACUGAUUUGAUGUAUUUAGUUGUAUAUGCCAGAGAUACCAAUGUAAUAGAUCAUGCAGAAAUAGAGUAUUUCUGGAUUUUCGAACGUUUUUGGUUGCUAGUAUC
Messenger RNA from Cylicocyclus nassatus, 1546 nucleotides. The record is from the annotation of a GenBank genome assembly. NCBI's taxonomy places the organism in Eukaryota, Metazoa, Nematoda, Chromadorea, Rhabditida, Strongylidae.